GACAGGUGCCGAAGUCCAUUUUGGUGUUUAUUUCAGGCAGAUUAUCGGUUAGAAAACAGGACUGUGUGACUGAUAUUCACCAUUACAUCACUAUUGCAUCACCAGAGGGACCAGGAGUCACAGCAGGUCCUCUUAAAACCAGACGGUAUACCGUGCAGACCACCUGAAAGAGAAAACCACCUUAAACCACAGUGAAUCGAUACUGGACUCCGAACAGACACAAGAUGCGGCCAAGAUGGAUCAUAGGAUGGAGUUUAAUGAUCAUGAUGGCGGAAGCGUUGGAGCCAAUCUCGACCAGCCUGGCUGUUGGCAUUGCAGCUGCUCUAACAGGAUUUCUAGCUCGGUAUCCAAAUGUGUUGUAUUACUUUCAGGAGUGUUGCAGACCAGAGUGGAUCUCCUACAAUAAAACAGGUCUUGAAGCAGAUCUGCAGAGCAAGCUGUUCGGCCAGCAUGUAGCAUCUCGUGUUGUCCUCAAAGCUGUGUCCGGCUUCAUGAACAACGAGAACCCGAAGAAGCCCCUCGUCCUCUCGCUGCACGGCUGGACUGGCACAGGCAAAAACUUUGUCAGUCAGCUAAUCGCCAAUAACAUUUACCAGCGUGGAAUGUCGAGCGGAUUUGUGCACUUGUUUACUGCCACAGCACACUUCCAACAUGAAGCAGAGCUGGAAGUUUAUAAGUCCCAAUUGCAGCAGUGGAUUAAGGGCAACGUGUCGGCCUGCCCUCGCUCCAUGUUCGUAUUCGACGAGAUGGAUAAGAUGCACCCAGGCCUGAUUGACAGCAUCAAACCAUACUUAGAUUUUUAUGAAGUUCUAGACGGAGUCUCCUACCGCCAGGCCAUCUUUAUCUUUCUAAGUAACGCCGGCGGUGAAAACAUUGUGCAGGUGGCGCUGGAUUUUUGGAAAGAAGGAAAGGAUCGAGAAGAGAUUGAGCUGAAACAUCUGGAGGAAGCCCUAUCCCUGUCUGUGUUUAACAACAAGAACAGUGGUUUUUGGCACUCGAGUCUAAUAGAAAAGAACAUGGUGGACUACUUUGUGCCCUUCCUCCCCCUGGAGUACAAACACGUUGUGCAGUGCGGCCGAGCCGAGAUGAUCAGCAAGGGCCAUAAACCCAACGAGGAGGCUGUGGAGCAAAUGGCUCACGACAUGAGCUAUUUCCCUCGUGAAGAGCGCGUCUUUUCCGUGCAGGGGUGCAAGGUUAUCUCCAGCAGGCUGAACUUCUACAUCUAAAAAAAAAAAAAAAAAGGAGAGUCUCAAUGCUGUGUGUACUGUCCCUGAAGAGCUGUGGUGGGAUUGAUUUGGAGGAACAUUAUCUAAGCAGGAAGUCCACCUGAACACUAAUCUGAUGUCACGUAUCACAUGUAAAAGGAGCGAGCAGUUUGUUUUUUUUUUUGUUUUUUUUUUAAACUGAUUGCAAUGGUUUAUGAUAUUUCUGUUUUUAACAUGAAUCAAUGAUAAAUGAUGCAGGCUUGACUCCUUGUUUUUUUAAGGAGGAUUCAGGUCUCAUUAUUGAUCUGGUGGCAGCAUGAAUGUGUUGAAUCUUAAAUGGUCAUUUUUUAUGACCGUAUGUUGUGCAUUGUCAUGCACUAGUAAUGAACAAAAUACUUUCAAUUGGCAUCAUUUUUAUAUGUAGAGUGUAUAUAUAUAUAGAAAUGACAACAACUUAAUGUCAAAAUCCUGCAAUACCUGUCAAUAACACCAUUUUGUCAAUGUCACUAAAAACCUUUUAUAUUUUUGGCAUCGGUGUCCAGCUCAGUGGAUCGAUUAAAUAAAACAGAUUUUAUUUUUAGUUGGAAUUAAUUAGAAGCAAACCUAGUAGCUAAACCCUGUUUUCCAGACAUCACUACCGGAACUGUUUAUUUUUGCAUUGAUGUUUUAAGUACAUUUCACUUAUUAUAAUCAUGCUUAAUUUGACACACAACAACAUAGAUAGAAAAGGUAGAAAAUGGACUGAAAAUGUUCUUGCUUUUUGGGCAACAUGAUGAUUUUGAUGAUCCACACUUUCACACUGAACGUUUUGUGUUCUUUUGCAGACAUCAGAUGAACUGAUCAUUCCACUUUGAUUACUUCCACUAAACCUGAUAAACUUGAUCUUAUUCUUUA
This is a messenger RNA of Tachysurus vachellii, 2099 nucleotides long. RefSeq names its product torsin family 1 (gene tor1). NCBI's taxonomy places the organism in Eukaryota, Metazoa, Chordata, Actinopteri, Siluriformes, Bagridae. The record is from RefSeq and is a predicted model, not a curated record. Gene Ontology annotation, cellular component: endoplasmic reticulum; endoplasmic reticulum lumen; nuclear envelope. Gene Ontology annotation, molecular function: ATP binding; kinesin binding; ATP hydrolysis activity. Bases 225 to 1226 code for a protein of 333 amino acids. The transcript has 5 exons. Gene Ontology annotation, biological process: protein localization to nucleus; nuclear membrane organization.